UUGUCGAAAAUUAAUUUCGAGAAUUGGGGAAUUACAUUAGGGUUUCAAAUCGGGAGGUGCUGAUUCGAACCCUAAUUCAUGAUUUGCGUUCGUGAUCUUCGCGAUUCAUUCGAGGGACUGAUGGUUCAUAUUCUGGCGGUUAAGGGAUUUUUGUCUUUUUUUUUGGGUUGUUUUUGGUGUAACAGAUCUGAAAAAUGUGUAGGGGCGUGUAUGAUGGAAUGUGAAAAUUUGGGUUCGUCGGUUUGGGUGGUUGGAUUGAGGGGUUGUUGAUGGAAAAUAGAGUAGAGAACUCACAUGGCACUGAAAUUCCCGAAAAAUCGAGAUCUUUGGGUCUGGAGAGUUUGUAUAAAUCGAGAAGUAGGAAAGAUGUCGAAAACAAGAGCUUGAAGAGAAAAGUUAGUGCCGAGGAUGGUGAUGAGAACGGGGGCAAGACAAAGAAGAGUAAGAAAGAGGCUUCUCUUAGUAGUUUGAAGAAUGUUAAUACUAGUAGCAAAAAGAGUUUAGAUAAAGUGUAUCAUAGCGGGUUGAAUUCUGGUUCACAUGAUCCAGAGUCAUGGAAAUCUGGGUCGAGUGAUAGAUUGGAUAGCAGUAGUGGGUUGAAUGGUGUUUCGUCGCUUAGUUUGAAUAAUAAGGUUAUUCAAAUCCCGAGGCGUAAACGGGGUUUUCUAGUGAGGAAGAAAUUUGAUGGUGGUCAGGCACCGAAGCUGCCAGAUGAAUCUGCUGGUAAAGUGGGUGUCGUUGAUCAGACUCAUCAGAUAGCCAAGUUAAAUGGUGAUGAUUUAGGUACUCAAUCUGAGUCCUUGAAAGUUAAACGAAAGAAGGGUCGGCAUGAUUUCAAAGAAAACAUAAAUAAUGAGUUGAAUUCAGCACCACAUGCUAAGAAAGAAGACGUUCCUACAAGUUAUUCGGCUGUAAGCAAUGGUGAUUCAUCUUUGAAGAAGUCUCGGAGGAAUCGUAGGAAGAGGAAGGAGUUGGCACCUGACAGUAAAAGCUCCGAAAAGGAAGCUGAGCCUUUGGUUGAUAGUUCUAUGAAAAAAGGCCAUGAUAUACAAGAAGAUGAUGAGGAGAAUCUUGAACAGAAUGCAGCAAGGAUGCUUUCAUCAAGGUUUGAUCCCAGCUGCACUGGGUUUUCUUCAAACGACAAGGCUUCUGCAAAUGGGUUGUCUUUUUUGUUGUCUUCUGGACAGGAUUUUGAUAGCCAUAGGUCAAAGUCUAUUUCUGGAUCAGAAUCUCCUUCGGUUGACAAUUCUGGUAGAGUAUUGAGGCCGAGGAAACAACAUGAUGAAAAGGGGCAUUCGCGGAAAAGGCGCCAUUUCUAUGAAGUUUUCUUUGGGAACUUGGAUGCUUACUGGGUAUUGAACCGGAGAAUCAAAGUCUUCUGGCCUUUAGACCAAAGUUGGUACUAUGGUCUUAUUAAUGACUAUGACAAGGAAAAAAAACUUCAUCAUGUGAAAUACGAUGAUCGUGACGAAGAAUGGGUUGACCUUCAAAAUGAGAGGUUCAAGCUCUUGUUACUCCCUAGUGAAGUUCCCGGUAGGACAGAGCGGAAAAAAUCAAAGGUGCGGAAUAGAAGUCCCGAUGAGAGAAAAGGAGACAUGAAAUGCAGAAAAGAAAUGAAAAAAAGAGAAUUGACUUUGGGGGAUGAUAGUGGCAUUGGCAGCUAUAUAGACACUGAACCCAUUAUUUCAUGGUUGGCACGAUCUACGGGUCGGGUCAAGUCUCCUUCCCGUGUUGUGAAGAAGCAAAAAACAUCUGGUCUAUCUUUAAAGCCUGUGCCACUAUUGUCUGAUGAAGAUGCCACUUUACAUGAAUCUUUGGGUGACUGCUCCUUUAAAAGGGAUAAAAAAAUUUCUCGCCAUCCUGGCAGAUCAUCUGAUGAUGUGAUGCCAGAAAAGCCUACCUCACAAGGCAGCACUGCCUCCAAAGAUAGCAAAAUGCCUAUUGUUUAUGUUCGAAGGCGGCUUCGGAAGAAUGAGUCUGAAUUGUCUCAUACAUCCAAGGAUGACCAUGACUCUGCGAGUAAACUUGGGUCACUAUAUGAUUUCUUGGGAAGCUUGGAUGCCAAUGGACCAUUGUGGUCUAUUGAUGAUGUAGGACUGCUGAAAUUAACUCCUCCACGGAUAGAACCAGGAAGAGUUACUUUUGAGUUAGGCCUUCCAGUGCAUUCAAUUAUUAAUGAUUCCUUUAGAGUAGAGUUUUGGUUGUUUCGUGCCACAAUGCUGCGUCAGUAUGGUGCAGUGGUGAUUUCAUGGCCAAAGGUUUAUUUGGAGAUGCUUUUUGUUGACAAUGUAGUUGGACUGAGAUUUCUCCUGUUUGAAGGUUGCUUGAAGCAGGCUGUGGCCUUCGUUUUUCUUGUCCUGUCAUUGUUUCAUCAACCUAAUGAGCAGGGGAAGUUUAUUGAUUUCCAGUUACCAGCAACUUCAAUCAGGUUUAAAUUCUCCAGUGUUCAGCAUCUUGGGAAGCAACUUGUGUUUGCAUUCUACAACUUUUCUGAAGUAAAGAAUUCAAAGUGGAAGUACCUAGACUCUAAACUUACGAGCCAUUGUUUGCUUACCAAGAAACUGCCCCCGUCUGAAUGCACCUAUGAUAGUAUUAAAGCACUUAAAAAUGGAAGAAAUCAGUCACCUUUUAUGUCUCUUUGCGGGAAUUCCUCCUUUGUCAAGGGUACACAGAGUAGGCCCAGGCAGGGUAUUAACUUCAAGGGGAGUUUCAGGGAAUCUAUAUCUGUAAAUAGUAGUCAUUCUACUUCUCGUGAUGAUGAGCUCUGCAGAAAACUUCCUCCACUUGCCCUCUCUUUUGCUGCUGCACCUACUUUCUUCAUUAGUUUGCAUCUUAAGCUGCUAAUGGAAAAUUGUGUUGCUAAUAUCUGUUUUCGGGACCGUGAUUCAGUGGAGCAUGUCGAAAACUGUGACAAUAUGUUGGCAGUUGACUGGUCUGUGGUCAAGGACUUUAUUAAUGGAGGUUCGAAGAUUACUCCUGAGAAAAAUUUGAAGGCUCCACCAAGUAAUGCUACUUCUGGUGGAUCCUGUGCCAAGCCAGAUGCAGACAAUGCUAUUUCUGUAUGCCAUGGAACUCAGACAAAGUCAUCUCAGCAUUUCCAAAAUGGCAGUCUUGAUGUUUCUGUAUCCUCUGAUGGUACUGGUGUCCUUGAAAAGACUGGAACAGAUAAAGCUGUACAGUUGAAAGCGUUGCAAAGCCAUCAUCCAGAGUCAGAUCAAUGUUCUUUAUCCCCAAGGCCUUUGGUUGGUAGAGACAAGUCUGACACUGAUUCCCAAUCUUUUCCGAAUGGUCUCACUGUCGAAAUUCCAUCAUUUGACCGAUAUGAGAAGCCUGUGGAUAGGGAGGUGCAAAGUGCUCAACAGCCUACAGAAUUUUCUUGGAAUAUGAGUGGUAGCAUUAUUCCCAGCUCUAACCCCACUGCUCCCAGAAGUACAGGGCACCGAAAUAGAAAUAGUUCAUCACUUGGACACCUCUCAAAUAGUUGGACAGAUGGAAAAGCUGACCUUUUCCAUAAUGGUUUUGGCAGUGGACCAAAGAAGCCCCGAACUCAGGUGUCCUAUACAUUGCCUUAUGGAGGUUUUGACUUUAGUUCGAAGCAAAGAAACCUCCAGAAGGGGCUUUCUCAUAAACGAAUCAGGAGGGCUAAUAAUGAGAAGAGGUCAUCAGAUGCUUCUAGAGGUUCCCAAAGAAAUUUGGAACUCUUAUCAUGCGAAGCAAAUGUGUUAGUCAAUGGCAGUGACAGAGGGUGGAGGGAGUGUGGGGCCCAUGUUGUAUUAGAGCUUUUUGAUCAUAAUGAGUGGAAGCUUGCUGUAAAAAUUUCAGGGAUUACAAAGUACUCAUACAAAGCACAUCAAUUUUUGCAGCCUGGGACAACAAACCGCUACACUCAUGCUAUGAUGUGGAAAGGAGGAAAGGACUGGAAUUGGGGUUUAGAGUUUCCAGAUAGGAGUCAGUGGGCACUAUUUAGGGAGAUGCAUGAAGAGUGUUACAAUCGGAAUAUCCGCUCUGCUUCAGUAAAAAACAUUCCUAUUCCUGGUGUCCGCUUAAUUGAAGAAAGUGAUGAUAAUUCAAUUGAAAUAUCAUUUCUUCGCAGUUCUGCAAAGUACUUCCGGCAAAUAGAAACUGAUGUUGAAAUGGCUUUGGAUCCAUCUCGGGUAUUGUAUGAUAUGGAUAGUGAUGAUGAGCAGUGGAUUUUGAAGUUUCAAAUUUCUUCUGAAGUUCACAACAGUAGCUCAACAGAGAUUGACGAGGAGAUGUUUGAGAAAACAAUGGACAUGUUUGAAAAGGCUGCAUAUGAUCAACAGUGUGAUGAGUUCACAUCUGAAGAAAUAGAAGAGCUCAUGGCUGGUGCUGGGCCCAUGGAUGUGAUUUUAUCCAUUUAUGAGCAUUGGCUACAGAAAAGGCAGAGGAAGGGAAUGCCUUUAAUCCGACAUCUUCAGCCACCAUCAUGGGAAAGGUAUCAACAAGAAGUAAAAGAGUGGGAGCAAGCUAUGAUCAAAACCAAUACCGCCCUCCCCAAUGGAUGCUACGGGAAACCUGCAUCAGUUGAGAAGCCACCAAUGUUUGCUUUUUGUCUGAAACCACGGGGACUAGAAGUUCCCAACAAGGGAUCAAAACAACGGUCACAGAAGAAAUUUUCGCUUUCUGGACAUAAUGGUGCCAUGUUAGGAGAUCACGAUGGUUUCCAUGCUAUUGGAAGAAGAUCAAAUGGGUUUGCUUUUGGUGAUGAAAGGCUGGCACAUCCAGGCCAUAACUAUGACUCUUUAGACGACUCCCCCUUAUCUCAGACAUCACCUGGGGUAUUUUCACCAAGGGAUGCAGCUAACAUCUUGGUGAGCAAUGAUGGGUUUGAGAGAAAUCAUCUCCGCAGAAUUCAUAGAAGCAAGUCAACGAAAUUUGCGAGGACAGUAUCUUAUGUUGCCCCCCAGAUGGUGUCUUCAUACAGUCCUAGAGUCGUAGGAAACAGAAAUGAAUUUCAUCGAUGGAAUGCAGAUAUCCCUGAUUGGUCAAGCCAGCGUUAUUAUCAACCAGAAGUGUCUCCGAGGCAUGGCAUGGGACUGUUGGAUGAUUCUGAUCUUGAUGAGUUCAGACUGCGUGAUGCAUCUGGUGCCGCUCAACAUGCACAUAAAAUGGCAAGGCUCAAGAGAGAGAGAGCUCAGAGAUUGUUUUACAGAGCAGAUCUAGCAAUACACAGGGCUGUGGUUUCUCUCAUGACCGCGGAAGCGAUCAAAACUUCUUCUGAGGACUCCAGUGACGAUGAAGAGUAGAACACCACAAUUUAGAGUGAGAUGAUACAAUGAAAAUGCCAAAUCCCUUUCAGCUUGCCAUUCUGCAGCCCAUAGAGACUACUACAUGAGACUCCGACGGUGUUUUUGGUGGAAUCGGUCUUGGUUCUGGUUGUACUUUGUCAAUAGUGGUGGCUACUUUUUAUUCGGUAUUUUUUACGCAGAUACCAUAGAGAAAUUCUGACAUGAAAGCGUGAACAGCAAGAAUGGGUUAGAACUCAUUGCUUCGAUGCUCGGAUGCUUCAACUUCCUCUGAUUCGUCAACGGGCGAGAUUCUUUUACCAGCUUGAAGUCUGUUUGUCUGUCUGCUCACUUCAGCCAUUGUUGUAUCACCGAUCAUCAUCGGCAUCCUGCAGGUUAGGGAAGAAAAGGGUAUAUGAAAUUUUGGCUGCCAAUCUCAAUGUACAGAUCUUUUUUCGUUUUCCUCUGUUCUUUUCCCCCUUAACCUCCAGUUUUUUAAGCGUUCGGUAUUAAAGGAGCAGUUUGCCCACAUAAUACAAGUACUGAAAGAAAGAAAGGAAUAUAUGGCCUUUUGCUGUCAAA
This is a messenger RNA of Pyrus x bretschneideri (Chinese white pear), 5828 nucleotides long. RefSeq lists its product as uncharacterized. The transcript has 5 exons. Gene Ontology annotation, biological process: regulation of transcription by RNA polymerase II. The record is from RefSeq and is a predicted model, not a curated record. The coding region runs from base 270 to 5267 and encodes 1665 amino acids. Gene Ontology annotation, cellular component: piccolo histone acetyltransferase complex. NCBI's taxonomy places the organism in Eukaryota, Viridiplantae, Streptophyta, Magnoliopsida, Rosales, Rosaceae.